Monascus purpureus is the source of this 1134-nucleotide messenger RNA. The record is from the annotation of a GenBank genome assembly. Lineage: Eukaryota; Fungi; Ascomycota; Eurotiomycetes; Eurotiales; Aspergillaceae.
UCAUCAACCCAAUCUUGACAACUCUUAACCUUAGCCUUGUCGAAAAGCUUACCCCAGCAACGCAACAUGGCCCACGUUCCCUCACAGCCCAUGACCUCCAUCUCCAUAAUGCAACUCGACCCAGACCAUAUCUCCUGCAUCGGUGGCAGGACAGUGAUAACCUGUCGAAACUGCGCGGGGAAUGCACCGAGAGGAGAAACCUGCCCAAGUUGCAACGGAAGAGGUUUCAACAUCUACAUCUGUCUACACUGUCAUCCAUCAGCGAUGGCAAUGACCUACACUCCUAGCAAGUAUAGCAGUAGCGGCACGAACACGAAGACGGGCAUCGAUAUCGGGACCAAAACCAGCAGGGAAGCAGCGACAAAUACAACGACCACUUCACUGUCUCUGAACGGGAGUUCGUCCAAAUCGACGACUGUCUCUGGGCUCAGUUCUAGUUCGAGGUCUACGAGAGAUAGAGGCAAGGGGGGAUUCCGCCAUGGCGAAGGUCUGGGGAUGGAAGGGGGGUUGGGUACGGGGAUGUAUAGGUUUCUAUCUUUCUUCUUUCUUCUUAUUUCUCUAGAUUUUUCUGGGGGUGUUAAUUGACUGGAUACGGCACGUUGUUCAAUGUAUAUUCAUUACACUCUAUCAAUUCUUUACAGAAGUACAGUACAAUGCCAGAAAUCUACCUGAUACCGAACACGUAGAAUCAGACAAACCCACAGAAACCCACUACAGAAAGAAAGAGAAAGAGAACUAAAAAUCCUCCGUUACAUUCAUUACAUUGGUAUCCCAAAUAUCCCACAUAAUCCACACUAGCCACACAAGGCGCACCCAAUUUAAAAGAUUCAACACCGUAUACAAAGUAACAAGAUCCCUUUCCAACCGCCGAAACUCAACCCUCAUCCGCAUCAACUCGAGCUGAUACUGCUGGAGUUCAUGAAAAGUCCCCCCCCGAGCAGUAUUCCGGUUGCUGCCUGUCGUUCCUAGGGGAACUGGGACUAGAAUCCUACGCCGAGGCUCGACGAUAGGCGGAGUAGCCCUGGCGAGGGGAUGAUGGGGGCUGUACUGGAAGUCGCGGAUUUUGGUGGCCAUGUAGAGGUCAGUUGUAGCCAUAGGAGGAGAGUUUAUUGAGGCUGAAUGCGAGGAGUGCCC